Sycon ciliatum is the source of this 817-nucleotide messenger RNA. RefSeq names its product RING finger protein 151-like. The record is from RefSeq and is a predicted model, not a curated record. The transcript is spliced from 4 exons. The coding region runs from base 129 to 683 and encodes 184 amino acids. Lineage: Eukaryota; Metazoa; Porifera; Calcarea; Leucosolenida; Sycettidae.
UCCAUUUGAUGGCAGCGUUCCCAACCCAAACAGUGUAACGUUGAAGCUUCAGAUCAAGCAGCGGCCGCACCAGUAGCAGCACCAGCAACACCAGCAGGACCAGCAGCACUCUAGGUAACAGGUUCACGAUGGCUGAAUAUCCAGAACAAGCAGCAGCCCUAGCAGCAGCAGAAGAAGCACUAGAAGCAGCACUAGCAUUAAUAGCAAGAACAACCGAAGAAGUAGAAUUAAUUGCAGAAGCAACCGCAGCAUUAAUAAAUAAGAAAAAAAAAGCAGCAGAAAACGCACCGUAUCCUGACGAAUACACGGCCAUGGUGACAUGGCCGUCAAACAACAUGGGUGGCUUCGACAAGGAGGCUUUCAUCACGCCUCCGGCCCCAGAAUUAACGUGCCCAGUAUGCAGGGGGGUGUUACGCCACCCCAUGCGUGUGGUAAGGUGUGGCCAUCAUUUCUGCCACAGCUGCAUCACCGAAGUCCUCAGGCGCAAGGAGCAGUGCCCAAUGGACAGAGGAUCGCUUUCUUGGAAUGUGCUAGGAGACUCAAAUAUGCAGUUGGAGGUAGAUGGAAGCGUGAAGGGCCGUAUUGGAGAGUUAUUAAUUAUGUGUGAGAGAAAGGUGGACGGCUGCACGUGGACAGGCCCGUUAUCCUCGUACAAUGCACACGUCACUCGGGACCAUAGUUAAAUGUACAUGUACAGUCAUGCAUGCAUAAUACAUUCACCCCACCGUGUUUUUCAACAUGUGUCCGUGUUUUUCAACAUGUGUCCAGGGGACCCUGGACCUAAGUUUGGUCUCAAUAAAAAGUUUCAAACUGUCAA